AUGAGCGUUGAACAGUGCUAUAAGGAAUUUGUUGAAAGGCUAAAGCAAUAUGACAAUGAAACGGAUGAUCGUCACGAGAAAAAGGUACUAGCAGCUCGACGGGAAUUGGCAAGAAAAGUAACACUCAUCUUAUUAAUUCUGCUCCACAAAUUGACUGACCAAAAUCAACAAUCAUCUCUGAUUAAACUGUUUGAAGAAGAUAAAACAUCACAAAUUCUCAAUUACAAGAAGCAAAUGAAAAGACACGGUGAAGGCUUCCAUAUCACACAGAAACAGUCAACAUUUCAAAUGCUUACCCUGUUCGAUACAAAAGACGAAAAGCUAGAGUUGAAUGUGAAACUGCUCGAGUUUCUGUGUGAACAAAUUGGCGACAGUCCGGUAUCGAUCACAUCAACGAUUGGCAGAUAUCGACAGGGAAAAACUUUGUGGGCGAACUGCUUGCUAAAAAAGUUGAGGACGGGCGAAUCACGAUUUGAAUCUGAGGAAACAAUUGGUGGUGACGGGAUGAUUCCUUUCAAAUCGGGUUCUUUCGGACACACGAAAGGCGUUAUGAUUUACCCAGAAGUGUUCUUCGAAGAGGACAUUCUUGGAAAUAAGAAAGCUCAUUUGCUCAUCGAUGUUCAGGGAACUUUUGAUCCAAGCUGUGACCAGUCCAUCUCCACGCAACUUGUUGUCAUUACAGCUCUUAUCUCUUCGACUUUGGUUUUGAAUGCAAAAGGACAAGUUGACUUGUCCGAUUUGGAAAAGAUGAAGCUCGUCAUCACUUUCUGCAAUCAAUUUCAAACAUUGAAACGUCAUCAUGGGCAAAUAUUUGGGCAGCGUUUCCUUUUCUUGCUUCGCGACUCGCCACAAAAAGGCUUCGAUAAUCGACAUUUGGAAGUGUUAGAGGCACAAGCUGGUCGAAUUCAAGCCCACAAACAGCUACUCCACGACUUUUGCGGUGGCUAUUCGAAAAUCGACACCUACCAUAUUCCACCACCACCACUGAAAGUCUUUCAAGCCGAUCGAGAGAUUCUUGCAAAAGAUUGUGAGAAAGAAGACUUCCUCAAUAGUCUUUGUGAUGCAGCUGACUUUGUGAUCCGAAGAUCUGAGCCAAAGAAAGUUGAUGGGACAGCGUUGAAUGGCAAAAGUCUCAAGCUUUAUAUAACAGCAAUGAACCGUUACUAUGCGUCACAAAAUCAAGAAGACGCUCAUCAGUACUUUCAAGCUUGUCUUCAACAGUUAGCAAUAUCCAACAACGAGACCCCAUUUGAGCCAUCGAAAUAUGAGAAGCUUCUACAGCCAAUUGUUCAAAAAACUAUUGAGGAAUUCAAAUCGAAUCGUCUUUUCACUUUUGGAACAAAUGACGAACGAAUGAGUCGCUUGGAUGAAUUUCAGAAACUUCUGGAGAACUCAUGCAAAAAUGUGAAAACCUUUAAUGCACAACUGUAUGAUGCUUGUCAAAAGGGGAAAUGGAACUCCACGCAUGCUAUGGCGUUGAGUGUGGCUAUCGGGAGUGGUGGCAGCGGCAGCAUUCGUUGCAACUGGUCCCGGUAUAGCCGCUACUCCACUCGUCUCCACAGCAAUUGC
Mesorhabditis belari is the source of this 1569-nucleotide messenger RNA. The record is from the annotation of a GenBank genome assembly. Lineage: Eukaryota; Metazoa; Nematoda; Chromadorea; Rhabditida; Rhabditidae.